CAGCCAGUGAGCUAUCAAUGGAAAAUUUGCAAACUCACGGCCCACUGUAGUAGUGCAUUGCUAUUUCAAACUUACGGCUUCCUUCAUGCUACUGUUUGACUACACUCGUGGCUCCUGCUCCGGUAUCCUGUCGUCGCCGUUGUCGUCACGACCUACCUACUACUUUAUAACUGAAUGCUCGCGAUGCUGUUGGAUCUUUUCCCGAGAAGAAGAUGAGAUGACGAUGCGAAGUGAGUGAGGGUUUCCUUUUUCGCUCUCGGUGAUUUUUCCCUCCCAAUCUCGAGUCAUGCAGAGGACCAACUUUGCCACCGAACGAACGUGUUUCCAUCGUCAUCCUCCUUGGUUGGUGGUCCAGAGCUCCACUUGCUCAUCUUCAGUUUGAUUUUUGAGGUUCGUUGCGGCGGACGCUUUCCUGAGGAGCAAAUAUCCGGGUCCGGGUCCGGUGUGACAACCGUUUGAUAGCGACCGUUUCCCCCCUCUCGGAAUGUGCUACUGAGCUUCUGCCGUUUGUACUUGUUAUCGGUAUCCCUGUGAUUUACCACCCCGGUGUGCGGUUUGGGUUUUUCGUGAGAAGAAGAAAUUCUUUUCCACGCGCUGCCAAGUGAAGUCGACGAGUCCACAAGUAAUUUACUCAAGUGCUGAGAAACUUAUUGUUCUUGAGAAUCUCAAGUGGAUUUCGGUGGAUUUCCGUUCCUGCCCAGACAAGUUGGGAAGAAUGUUUCUUUUCUACGGUUACGACGAUUGUCUUGGAGCAGCAACUAUAAAAGAAUCAUCGGAGUUUGAUAUUAAUUGAGAUUGUUCCUCGGAGAAAACGGAGCGAAAUUCAGACGUAGCGGUUCUUUUGAAGUGUAAAGUGCAGACCCAAGCGUCGGGACACUAGAGCUUCGGAGCUAUUCAACUGACAACCAUCUAAAUUAAAUUCUUCAACCGAAGUGAAGUUUUCUGUCCUGGCCCUAUGUCACCGGUUAUGACGGAGAGUGCGAAGUAAUCCAGAGUGGACGUGGAAAAUAUUUAAAUUGAAAGCCAACGUGAAGGUAUCUGGCUCCGGUACGGAAGGAGCGAAAGUGUCAAGUGAAGUGUGAUGAAUUAGGUGUUUUGUUCGGAUUAUAGGUGUGAAAUAGCUCAUGCAGAAGAAAACGAGUGCACAUGGAUAGUGAAUAAUUGAAUAAUUUAAAGUGAAGGAUAUUCAUCGGAGUGGAUGAAAUAUACGCAGGAAAUAUAAACGAUAUGUGAGUUCUCACUUUGGAUUGUUUGCAAGAAGUAGUUAACCACAAGAAGGAUUAUCACCCACACCAACUGACUCCGUCAACACAGGGGAAGUUCCGUUAAAGUCUUUUCCGUACAAGUCGCUGCUGUCGUAUGCGACGACGAUGGAUCAACUGUAAAAAGUUUCCCUUUCCGCGCUUUUAGUGCCAAUAGUAGAUAUGCACUCACGGGACUGCCAAAGUGUGAAAUAAUUAUUAGUGUAUACAUGUAUCUAUAUACAAUGUUGCCGUAAGGAAUGGUUUGGAUCGCAGAAGCUGGUGGGACUGACGUUCGGUAAUUGGAAAUCAAAUUAAGAGGGAUACGUACCACCCCAAUUCUGCUAGAGUGUAAGAGCUGGGAAAGUUUAGACUCAAAAUUAAGUGACUUCAGUGAAAGUUGUAAUUAGUGGCUUUUGUGUACGAGAGAGAAAAAAAAAGUUUCAUUCGAGCGCGAUGUGCUACGAAAGUUUUCGGAACUCCAUCAUCAUGCCGUGCAGUUAUUUCCAACGAAGGCAGUAGUUGCUGACGGGUUCUCGCUUUGUUGUGCAUCAUAUGAUUUUACCAGAGCUAAGCCAAAAUGGACGUACACGGCCUGCUGAAGGCUGUUUGCUUGCUGUACAUUAUAAAAGGCGUCAUACUGUUGGAUCUUCAGGGGCCGAUGUUUCUCAGUGAGCCGCAGCACCGAGUGGAGUUUUCGAAUAACACCGGGGGACACAUCGAGUGCUCGGGACAUGGGAGUCCUCCGCCAGAUGUGGAAUGGUCGGUAGCGACAACCAACCACGAACUGGUGUACUCGUCACCGAACGGAAGUUUGAUUUUUUACCCCUUCUCGGCGGACAAGUUUCGGCACGAGAUCCACUCCACAGUGUAUAGAUGUAAAUUAAAAAACUUAGUCGGUACUAUUUUGAGCCGCGAGGUGCACGUGAAAGGAGUCGUUAAUCAGAAGUACAAUGUACAAGUACAUGACGAAUAUGUCAUGACGGGGAACACCGCAGUCCUGAAAUGUCAGGUGCCUAGCUACAUUCAGGACUACGUGGUAGUAACGGCCUGGGUGCAAGAUACCGGUGUGCACCUGUACCCAAACACCGACAUCGGGGGCAAGUACAUCGUCCUAUCGAACGGCGAUCUGUACAUAAACAACGCUGGACCAAGUGAUGCGUACAAAACGUACUCUUGCAGAACUGUAAAUAGACUAACAGAAGAAAUACAACUUUCGACAUAUCCAGGUAGAGUGAUAGUGACUGAGCCGAAAGGACUAGUACAACCUAGAAUUAAUGUAGAGAAACAUUCACUCAAGCACGUGGUUGUGAAUGCCCACGUGACGCUGCCUUGCGUGGCCCAAGGCCACCCGGUGCCAACGUAUCGCUGGUUCAAGGAGGUCAAGGACCAGAUCAUCCCCCUGCAGCUGAACGAACGGAUCAGCAUCGUUUCAGCGGGGUUGCUCAAAAUUGCCAAAGCCCGCCUGGAGGACAGCGGGAAGUACCUUUGCUGGGUGAACAACACGGCCGGCGAAGAGACAAUCCAGGUGACGUUGACCGUUACCGCUCCUUUAUCAGCACACCUGCAGCCGCAAGUACAAACCGUAGAUGUUAGCAAGGAUGCACAGUUUCAGUGCAUCAUUUCGGGGUUUCCCGCCCACGAGGUGCUCUGGAUGCACAACGGGAAACCGAUUGUCCGUGACAGUCGGAUAGAAAUCUACACCGAUACGCCACGUAUUGUGAUCAAGAACGUUCAGAAGGAGGACCAGGGCAUGUAUCAGUGUUUUGUGUCCAACGAGUGGGAGCAAAUCCAGAGCACGGCAGAACUACAACUGGGAGAUGCAACGCCGGAGCUACUUUAUUGGUUUUCCGAGCAAACCCUUCAGCCAGGCCCGACCGUUUCGUUAAAGUGCGUUGGGACUGGAAAUCCUCCACCGCAAUUUACCUGGAAGCUGGAUGGUUUUCCGAUACCGGAUAAUUCUCGCUUCGUGGUUGGCCAAUACGUAACAAUACACGACGACGUAAUCAGCCAUGUAAAUAUUUCAAACGUCAAGGAAGAGGACGGCGGCGAGUACACCUGUGUGGCGCAGAAUAGCAUAGGAAGAGUAUCACACAGCGCCAAAGUGAACGUCUACGGGCUUCCAUAUAUUCGAGAGAUGCCUAAAAUUACCGGUGUGUCCGGCAGCGACCUGAUAGUGAAAUGUCCCGUGGCGGGAUAUCCAAUCGAUAAGAUACACUGGGAACGUGACGGCCAAACACUGCCCAUAAAUCGUCGCCAGCGAGCGUACAACAACGGAACGCUAAUCAUCGAACAACUACAACGGACGGAAGAUGCCGGAACGUACACCUGCAUGGCGCAGAACAAGCAGAAGCAAACAGCCCGGCGGAACGUCGAGAUACAAGUCAUAGUGCCUCCAAAAAUCAUGCCCAUUCAAUCCAUGACGAACAUGCUGCGUGAAGGGAUGCGGGCUGCCAUAUCAUGCCAAAUACUGGAAGGUGACCUCCCGGUGACCUUUCGCUGGGAACGCAACGGAAAACCGAUUCUCGGCACCGGGAAUGAAGUAAUACGGCGAUUAGACGAAUACUCUGCCAGCCUGGUUGUUGAACAUAUCACGUCCGAGUACUCGGGAAACUAUACCUGCAUUGCAAGUAAUGUCGCUGGAAGUGAAACCUUCACCGUUCCGUUGACGGUAAAUGUACCACCGAAAUGGGUUCUGGAGCCAAAAGACUCCAGCGCACAGGCGGGUCAGGACAUCGCGUUGCACUGCCAAGCGGGAGGUCACCCAAAGCCGACAAUCGCGUGGAAGAAAGCAAUCGGAAGCACUCCCGGGGAAUACAAGGAUUUUUUAUACGAGCCCAACGUAUCGUUGCACGCAAACGGAACGUUGGAAUUUCGUAAGAUCACCAAAGAAUCGCAGGGACAUUUUUUGUGCGAAGCCAAGAAUUCCAUCGGAACCGGUGUCAGCAAAGUCAUUUUCCUGAAAGUUAAUGUGCCUGCUCAUUUUAAUACUAAAAGCAAACAAAUAACAUCUCCACGGAACAAACAAAUCCAUAUCCAGUGCAACGUACAAGGCGAUAAUCCCAUCGAUAUCAAAUGGAAAUUGCAAAACUCACAGCAACACAUAGACGAAUCCUUGGAUAACCGAUACAAUAUCCGCGAGCAAGUUCUAGAUGACGGUAUGGUAUCGGAGCUAGGAAUAUCUCAUACCUACCGUCAGGACACAGGAGUCUAUGUAUGCCACGCAACGAAUGCCUUCGGUCACGACGAAAUGUCGAUCCAGUUGGUUAUCCAAGAGGUUCCUGAACCGCCCAAGAACCUCCGGAUAAACUCACAGCAAUCACGAACACUCCAGCUGUCUUGGAGUCAACCAUUUGCUGGAAACAGUCCCAUCGAAAAGUACAACGUGGAAUACAAACUCACGACCGAUUUAUGGCAAUCGGCUGAACACAUAACAGUAGCGGGGACGCAAACCGUCAUCACGUUACAAAAUCUCAAACCAGCGAAAGCAUAUCAUAUACGAAUAUCGGCCGAAAACAAACUGGGCGCGUCCGAGUACUCGGAAGUGAUCCAAGUGACUACUUUAGAAGAAGUGCCUUCCGGUCCACCGUUGAACAUCAAGGGUGAAUCGAAAAGUUCCACCGAAAUCUUCCUCUCGUGGGAGGCUCCAGAUCGUGAGCAAUGGAAUGGUAAUCUACUGGGUUACUACGUGGGAUAUCAGGAAGCAUCUGGGCCUAACGAUAAGGAAAUCAAACCAACGCAAGGCUUUAAUUUUAAAACCGUUGAAGUGCGAACGCACUUUGGUGGAGAAACCACACUAACCAACUUGAACAAGUGCACCCAGUAUAACAUAGUGGUGCAGGCCUAUACAAGUCAGGGAAGUGGACCACCCAGCAAGGAGAUCUCCAUCGGUACGCUGGAGGAUGUGCCAUCGACUCCUCCUGACAGCCCCAAAUGUGACGUGCUGAGCUCCACAUCCAUCUACAUCACGUGGUCUCCACCGGCACCAGAGGGGCAAAACGGGAAGAUCCGAGGCUACAAGGUGUCCUAUAUUGAAAUUGAUGAUCUUUUCGAAAAAGAACCAUACGUUACAAAAACCAAUAAUCAAUAUAUGACCUUGGAGAACUUGAAGAAGUUUACCAACUACACAUUCUGGGUGCUUGCAUUUACGAAAGUCGGUGAUGGCGUUCGGACCACCUCCUUUUUCUGCACCACGCAUGAAGAUGUUCCUUCCUCACCGAAAGCGAUCAAGGCUGUUCCUGCAUCGAGUACGAAAAUUAUAAUUUCCUGGCUCCCACCGGCGAGUAGGAACGGCAUCAUCACCGGUUACACUUUCUACAUGGCCCUCGUAGAUGGUGGUCGUGACGAAGGAACACAUAAACGAUCAUUGGUACCUUACGCAGAGAUACACGAAACAGUUCGACUGCAGGAGCAUGCCACCUACCAGUUCUGGCUGACGGCAUCCACGAAGGUGGGCGAAGGCGAGAAGUCGGAAGUGAUCACAGUUCCUCCAAAUAAUAAAGUUCCUGCUCGAAUCGUGUCGUUUAGCCAGGAGAUCGUCACACCGUGGAAGGAAACGUUGGUUCUGCCGUGCAGGAAGGUAGGAGUUCCUGCACCGGUUACAAUCUGGCGGCAAGACGAUCAACCGAUGGAAACCGGUACGAGGAAGCUGAUUGCCAAGAACGGAACACUCUACAUAAAAGACUGUCAGCAUUCGGAUGCUGGAAACUACACUUGCAGCGUCGAGAACAACUGGGGUAAAGACGAAAUAGUUUACCAUAUUAAGAUUAAGGUUCCUCCGGAUCCACCGAGCUUAUCGGUUAUCAAUACCUACACGGACAGCUUACUGCUCGAAUGGUUGGACAAUCGUCAUGGAGGGUCGCCAAUUCUAGGAUAUGUUAUAAACUAUAAACGAGAGCACGGUGAUUGGGAGGAGAUUCAAAUAGAUUCUAAGACCAAUACUCACCUCUUGGUGAAUUUGUGGUGCGGUACAAAAUACCAGCUGUACAUUACGGCCUACAACAAAAUCGGAACCGGUCUUCCAUGUGACAUAGUACAUUCCCAAACGAAGGGACUGCCUCCAGUGCAGCCGAAACACUCACAAAUGAUAACCAACAAUUCAACCAGCGUGACUUGUUGGUUAGACUCCUGGGGUGACGGAGGCUGUGGGAUUUCCCAUUUCUCCGUGGAAAAUCGAGUGUAUGGAAGAUCACAGUGGAAUAUGAUUUCAAACCAUGUCGAAGCAACGGAACGGAUAUUCACAGUGUCAGAGUUGAUACCGGCAACCAAGUACCAGCUUCGAGUGACAGCUUAUAACAACGCCGGGGCUACGAUGGCGGUCUACAACUACACCACGUUGACUGUGGCUGGAGUGAUUGUUCACCCCGAUUUGACUAAUCCGGUUUCACCUCACUUAGGAGACAAUCCUUUCUACGCAAACUUCAAGGUUCUGGUACCACUUUGCCUAUCAAUUCUGAUUCUGUUCGCACUGAUAGCAGCCGCUCUACUCAUACGGAAGAAAAAGCUUAACAACCAGAACCGAAUACCAUCGACAUCUAUGUCGGAAUCGCCAUCCAUCGCCAACAUCCAGAACAAGCAAAACCGGGACCAGCAGUAUCUGGCGGUGCGCGCUCAGCAGAACAGCCGCAACAGCAACUCUGUCGAUUCCGGUAGCUUUAAAGCCGAAGGAAAUGAAUACAUUGAAGACAUUUGCCCGUAUGCAACAUUUCAGCUGAACAAGCAAACGUACAGCGAAAGUUCAUACAGUGGAAAUGUUUACAGUGGACCCUAUCACUCGACAUCUCUCGCACUCAUUGUUAGCCUUUGUUUGAAGAAUAGAGGAGAACCAAUCGAACAGGAUUGAAUCAUGCCAAUUGAUGUGCCUUUGUGGUCUUGUAGAUUUCUAACCGUUGCGUUGGUUGUUACAAUUCCAGAAAAAACUUUGGGAAUAUGUUGUUGCAAUCUACACGAAAGAUUGUAAUUCAAAUAAUGUCAAGCAUGUUAAAUUGAAGUCAUUUUGAUGGAUUAACAAUCAAAUACUACUCAUUUUUUUUCUUUUUUUUUCUUGUACAUAUGUAUCUUUUCGGAGAAAAUGAUAUUCAUUAUGAUGGGUAUCAUUUUACUUUUCAAUGGCAAAGUUGUAAAUAACCUGGAAAGAUUGACGAACUUACGGUUAUUUCUGUUUUUAACAGUUCUUACUACAGAAAUCUUACUAAAAAAAUGUAUGAAAUGUUUUUUACAUGCCUGGAUUCUGUUUUUCACUUAAGACAUGAAUAAACCUAGAAUUAAUUUGCAGCCAUUUAUUGCACCCAUAAAUAACUGGGAACGUUCCAUAGAAAAUCAAAAAGUGCUCCAUAAAGAAUGAGCAGAUGUUCCUCGAAAUGUGCAAUGUUACCCAUAAAUAAUUUAAAACGUUCCAUACUUUAUAGAAGAUGUACUGGUAAAAUACAAACAUUCUUAUCUUAUCUUGGAGUCUUCGACAAAGUAUUUUGGAUUGAAUGUUACUACAUUCUUACGUCUUUGGUUCUGAUCUAGAUCUGCUAAAACUGAACUAGAACUAGUGUUCUUGGUAUGCAUCCUACAGGAUUGGAGUCUUCGGCAUAGUGCUUUGAAUUGGUUGGUACUACAUUCUAUCGUCUUCGAUUUUGAUCUUGGUCGGCUGAAACUGAUCUAGAUCAGUUGCAUCUUUCAACACGACGCUCUAGUGUUCUCGGUAUGCAUCCUAGAGGAUUGGAAUCUUCGACAAAGAGUUUUGAAUUAUUUGAUUGUCUUCGGUUUUGAUCUAAAUCUACUAAAACUAAUCUAGAUAACUUUUAUCUUUUAAUACGACUCUCUAGUGUUCUUGGUAGGCAUCCUAGAGGGUUGGAGUCUUCGAAAAAGUGCUUUGGAUUGAUGGGUACUACAUUCUUACGUCUUCGGUUAUGAUCUAGAUCUGUUGAAACUGAUCUAGAUAAGAUUAACCUUCCAAUACGACUCUCUAGUGUUCUCGUUAUGCAUCCUAGUGGGUUGGAAUCUUCGGCAGAGCGCUUUGGAUUGGUUAGUCCUGCAUUAUUAGGGGAAAGUGGGGUAAUAUGCACCCCCUAAGCAAACGUGGCCCUAUAACUAAGAUUAAGAUGAUUUUAUGGUGCCUUGCGUUUUGAAAGUAAGUUUAUUUAUUUGACUAAGAGACGCCAACUUUUGGUCCGCGUGAUAUCAAAUUUACCGAAUCAAAUUAACAAUUUAAAAAAGUGUUACGUUUUGAGUGCUGAAAAACUGUUGGGGACAAAACGCACCUUGAGGUGGGGUUUAACGACCUCUGGAAUUUUCCGCAUAGAAUUCUAAUGAAAUACUAAGCGGCUCCAUUUUACUAUUUACGGCAGCAAAUGGAAGGUGUAGGAGGCGGGUGGUAGUUGAUAGGUUGGUUCCAUAUAAUCAGCGCGCAAUUGCUUAAAUUGCGUACGCUUCAAAUUAGUCAAUCUUUCCAAAUGUGGAAAACCAUCGUUUUCCACGCUUUUCAUUCGAAUAUUCUUAGCAUUCUUGGGCAUGUCCGGCUCAAUUUUACGUCUAGUUUGCUUGCAUCGGAUGGAACUUCACUUAUAAAAUGAAAUAGCGUGAGGGCGUUGUAACGGACAAAUUGGAACCAUAUGAAUGCACAUUUUAUUUUCCGUAUUCCUAUAACGCCUGUAACUUUUGAACCAAAAGAGAUAACGACCAUGUCGCACGAAUCGACGCGUCUUCUAAUGCUCUACAAGUGUUUCUUGGGCGACUUUGAUGAAAAAUCGAAACUGAAAAAGUUAACGCCAGAAAACCGGAUUUUCUU
Messenger RNA from Aedes albopictus (Asian tiger mosquito), 9018 nucleotides. RefSeq names its product cell adhesion molecule Dscam2 (gene Dscam4). Gene Ontology annotation, biological process: cell-cell adhesion. The transcript is spliced from 18 exons. Lineage: Eukaryota; Metazoa; Arthropoda; Insecta; Diptera; Culicidae. The record is from RefSeq and is a predicted model, not a curated record. Gene Ontology annotation, molecular function: protein binding. The coding region runs from base 1822 to 7083 and encodes 1753 amino acids.